AUGGCGCCCGGCAUCCUAGAUACGGAUUCCGCGGUGGCGGUCGAGAAGGUGACGUCUCUCGCCACAUUGACCGAGGACUGGGAUGACACGAUCCGCUUCUAUCUCAACGGCACGAAGGUCGCUGUCGAGAAUGUGAACCCGGAAGUCACCUUGCUUGAAUACCUUCGAGGCAUCGGCCUGACCGGGACGAAGCUGGGGUGCGCCGAGGGUGGCUGCGGUGCCUGCACAGUGGUUGUUUCGCAUGUGAAUGUGACCACUAAGAAAAUCUACCACGCGUCCGUCAACGCCUGUAUUGCCCCCUUGGUGAGCAUCGACGGAAAACACGUCAUUACAGUCGAGGGUCUGGGAGAUGUGAAAGCCCCCCAUGCAGUUCAACAACGAAUCGCCAUCGGUAAUGGUAGUCAGUGUGGCUUCUGUACUCCAGGAAUUGUCAUGAGCCUAUAUGCCUUGCUUCGUAACGACCCUAAUCCCUCGGAACACGCAGUCGAGGAAGCCUUCGAUGGAAAUCUUUGUCGAUGCACUGGAUACCGCCCUAUCCUGGAUGCCGCUCAGAGCUUCAACGCUAAGAAUAACUGUGGGAAGGCUAGCGCCAAUGGGGGUUCUGGAUGCUGCAUGGAGAAGAACGGAAAUGGCUCGGGUGGAUGCUGCAAGGGCUCAGCAAAUGACAAGGAAGAACCCGCUGAGAUCAAAUUCCCGGUGCCAGAGUUCAAACCCUACAGCCCCGAUACGGAGCUGAUUUUCCCCGCGGCCUUGCGGAAGCACGAGUUCCGACCGUUGGCCUACGGAAACAAGAAGAAGAAGUGGUAUCGACCAGUGACUGUGGAUCAGCUGUUGCAAAUCAAGAGUAUCCACCCCGAGGCCAAGCUCAUCGGCGGAAGCACCGAAACGCAGAUUGAGAUCAAAUUCAAGGCGAUGCGAUAUUCAGCGUCUGUAUACGUGGGCGAUAUCCCGGAGCUGCGGCAAUUUGCCUUCCAUGACGACCAUUUAGAGAUCGGAGCGAAUGUGUCACUAACGGACUUGGAGUCCAUUUGCGAACAAGCUGUGGAAAAGUACGGGCCUGCCCGAGGCCAACCGUUCAAAGCCAUUAAGAAACAGCUCCAAUAUUUUGCUGGAAGGCAAAUUCGGAAUGUCGCUUCUCCAGCUGGUAAUCUUGCCACUGCCUCGCCCAUUUCAGAUUUGAAUCCGGUCCUGGUCGCGACGAACACGAUUCUCGUUGCCAAAUCACUUGCAGGAGAUCAAGAGAUUCCCAUGACAGAGUUCUUUCAAGGCUACCGGAAGACGGCCUUGCCUCCAGAUUCCAUCAUUGCCAGCCUUCGAAUUCCAGCUGCCUCGCCCAAGGGCGAGUAUAUGCGCGCUUAUAAGCAAGCGAAGAGGAAGGACGAUGAUAUCGCUAUCGUAAACGCUGCGUUGCGUGUCUCUUUGUCCGAUUCAUAUGAGGUGACCAGCGCCAAUCUUGUCUUCGGUGGAAUGGCAGCAAUGACCGUGCGGGCAAAGAAUGCAGAAGCAUUCCUAGUCGGUCAGAAAUUUACCAGUCCUGCAACAUUAGAAGGUGUCAUGGCAGCCCUGGAGACAGACUUCAACCUUCCAUUUGGGGUUCCCGGUGGCAUGGCCACCUAUCGCAAGUCAUUGGCCCUGGGCUUCUUCUAUCGCUUCUAUCACGAUGUUCUAGCAGGUCUUGAAGUGAAGACCGAGGAUCUUGAUCCAGAUGUUGUCGCUGAGAUUGAAAGAGCCAUUUCUUCUGGCUCAAAGGAUCACGAGGCUUCUGUCGCUUAUCAACAGAAGAUUCUUGGCAGAGCGACGCCCCAUGUUUCUGCCCUCAAGCAAGCUACGGGUGAGGCGCAAUAUACUGACGAUAUCCCGGUACAACAGAACCAGCUCUUUGCUUGCAUGGUUCUCUCAACCAAGGCUCAUGCGAAAAUUUUAAGUGUCGAUCCUUCAGCCGCCCUUGAUAUCCCCGGAGUAGUCGACUAUAUCGACCACAGAGAUCUGCCAAGCCCCGAGGCGAAUUGGUGGGGAGCUCCGGUAUCAGAUGAGCUUUUCUUCGCUGUUGAUGAAGUCAACACUGCUGGACAGCCAAUUGGUGUUAUCGUGGCAAAUACUGCAAAGAUUGCCGAAGAGGGCAUGAGAGCUGUCAAGGUCGAAUACGAAGACCUUCCUGUGAUCCUUACUAUCGAAGAAGCUAUUGAAGCAGAGUCCUUCUUCGAACACCACAGGUGGAUUAAGUGUGGUGAUACCGAAGAGGGCUUCAAGCAAGCAGAUCACAUCUUUGAGGGUACGUCCCGCAUGGGUGGCCAGGAGCACUUCUACUUGGAGACCCAGGCCUGCUUAGCUAUCUGGAAGCCAGAAGACGGUGAAAUGGAAAUCUGGAGUGGUACACAGAACCCAACCGAGACCCAAACUUAUGUCGCUCAAGUGACCGGUGUUGCCGCGAACAAGAUUGUUUCUCGCGUCAAACGGCUUGGCGGAGGUUUCGGAGGCAAAGAAACACGGUCUAUUCAGCUCGCUGGAAUCUGUGCUACUGCUGCAGCAAAAUUAAAGCGGCCCGUUCGAUCUAUGCUUAAUCGUGACGAAGACAUCUUGACCUCAGGUCAACGUCACCCUUUCUAUUGCAAGUGGAAAGUCGGAGUCACCAAGGAAGGAAAAAUCCUGGCUCUGGAUGCCGACGUCUAUGCAAAUGGUGGUCACACACAGGACUUGUCCGGCGCUGUCGUGGAGCGAAGCUUAUCUCACAUUGAUGGUGUUUACAAGAUUCCUAACGUCCAUGUACGCGGGCGAAUUUGCAAGACGAAUACGGUGUCCAACACUGCUUUCCGCGGGUUUGGAGGUCCGCAAGGCUUGUUCUUCGCCGAGUGCUACGUUUCCGAGAUCGCCGAUCAUUUGAAUAUUCCGGUUGAAGAUGUUCGAGCGAUAAACAUGUACCAGCCUGGGGAGAUCACUCAUUUCAACCAAGAGCUUAAGGACUGGCAUGUACCGCUGAUGUACAAGCAGGUCAUGGAAGAAAGCUCUUAUAAAGAGCGAAGGAAGGCUGUCGAGGAAUACAAUGCCCAGCACAAGUGGUCCAAGCGUGGAAUGGCGAUUGUUCCCACAAAGUUCGGUAUCUCAUUUACCGCUCUCUUCCUCAACCAAGCAGGUGCUUUGGUGCACAUCUAUCAUGAUGGUAGUGUCCUCGUGGCUCAUGGCGGCGUUGAAAUGGGUCAAGGCCUACACACAAAGAUGACGAUGAUUGCUGCGGAGGCUCUACAAGUGCCACAUGAAAGUGUAUUCAUUUCCGAGACUGCUACCAACACUGUUCCCAAUACUUCUUCCACGGCAGCUUCGGCUAGUUCUGACUUGAAUGGCUACGCAAUAUUCAAUGCCUGCGAGCAGAUUAACGAGCGACUACGACCCUACCGCGAGAAGAUGCCUAACGCCACUAUGAAAGAGCUCGCACAUGCCGCAUAUUUCGACCGUGUCAAUCUUUCUGCACAGGGUUACUACCGGACUCCAGACAUCGGGUACGUCUGGGGGGAAAACACAGGACAGAUGUUCUUCUACUUCACGCAAGGUGUCACAGCCGCCGAAGUCCAGAUCGAUACCCUUACAGGAGACUGGACUCCUCUUCGAGCCGAUAUCAAGAUGGAUGUCGGUCGCACCAUCAAUCCUUCGGUGGACUAUGGUCAGAUUGAAGGCGCGUAUGUCCAAGGCCAAGGUCUUUUCACCACAGAAGAAAGUCUCUGGCACCGCGCCUCUGGGCAGAUAUUCACCCGAGGGCCAGGAAAUUACAAGAUCCCUGGAUUCCGCGACAUCCCACAGAUUUUCAACGUCAGCCUCCUGAAAGAUGUCGAAUGGGAGAACCUGCGGACUAUUCAGCGCUCGCGUGGCAUUGGCGAGCCGCCGCUGUUCAUGGGUAGUGCUAUGUUCUUCGCCAUUCGCGAUGCCUUGAAGGCAGCACGGAAGCAAUGGGGCGUGCAAGAAGUUCUUCAGUUAGUCAGCCCAGCCACCCCGGAGCGCAUUCGAAUCAGUUGUGCAGAUCCCAUAAUUGAACGGGCUCGUGUGCAACCGAAGGAGGGCGAGAAGAGCUUCUUUGUAGCUAUCUAG
Molecule: messenger RNA, 4077 nt
Organism: Penicillium chermesinum
Lineage: Eukaryota; Fungi; Ascomycota; Eurotiomycetes; Eurotiales; Aspergillaceae
Product: putative xanthine dehydrogenase HxA
Exons: 4
Coding region: 1-4077 (1358 amino acids)
Molecular function (GO): FAD binding; iron ion binding; 2 iron, 2 sulfur cluster binding
Source: RefSeq, a predicted model, not a curated record